This is a messenger RNA of Carica papaya (papaya), 621 nucleotides long. NCBI's taxonomy places the organism in Eukaryota, Viridiplantae, Streptophyta, Magnoliopsida, Brassicales, Caricaceae. The record is from RefSeq and is a predicted model, not a curated record.
UUUUACCGUCGUGCUGACACUCGUCUGCUUGUGGUACUCUAUAUUUAUCCCAUUAUUUGACUCUGCUCUAUGCUUAACAUACAAAAUGCCGUGAUAUUUCACACAAGGGUUGAAUAAACAAGUUGGCAAUCAAUGGCCUCGUGGGCUACGACAGUUUUCACUGCAAAUUAUUUUCUUCCUCGGUUAUCGACUGUUGUUACUGCUUCUGCUUCACCCUCGAGUUUCGAAAAUGGUGCAUUCAAAGUUUUGGGUCGAUUAAGAAGCGGGGUAUUCGGCCUGUUGGCCACUCAGAGGGAGUCAGUAGUGAGGACUUGUGUGUUUGGGUCAAAAGAUCGAAAGCCUCGGUUGCUAAUCCAUCAGGAAUUUCGGGAGGAGCCUGAUGAUGGAAGUGGCAGCGACUACGAAGAAGAAGGAGAGGAAAUGGGGAAAAAUGAUUUGGAUUUCGAAAGUGAUUGGGAAGACGAAAGAGGAAACGCCAUGGCUAUGGUAAUCUCCGUUGAAGAGCCCACGACGAAUCCGUACGAAGAGGACUUGCCACAGAGGUGGAACAGCUCUUGGGGCCAGAAGAAAGAGCAAUUUUCCAAAAGAAUGUGAUUCCUAACCUUGGCAAUUUAUCAACGG